Messenger RNA from Saccostrea echinata, 933 nucleotides. Its product is annotated as glyoxal reductase-like. The record is from RefSeq and is a predicted model, not a curated record. The transcript has 8 exons. Bases 44 to 910 code for a protein of 288 amino acids. NCBI's taxonomy places the organism in Eukaryota, Metazoa, Mollusca, Bivalvia, Ostreida, Ostreidae. Gene Ontology annotation, molecular function: oxidoreductase activity.
AUUACUGUAUUACAAAAGACAUUAGGCCCUAAUUAAUGAACUGAUGAACGUUACUUUAAGAAAUGGAAAUUGUAUGCCCUUUGUUGGAUUAGGGACAUUUAAAAUCAGAGGAAAAGAAGAUGUUUACAGGACACUGAAAGCAGCUUUAGAAACAGGAUACAGAUCAGUAGACACAGCUGCAGUUUACAGAAAUGAAGCUGAGAUUGGUCAGAGCCUUCAUGAACUGUUACCUACCAAUCAGCUGAAGAGAUCUGACAUUUUUAUAACCAGCAAACUUGGACCCAAGGACCAGGGAGAAGGGACCUGUUAUUCUGCCUGUCUGAAAUCUCUCUCCAGUCUGGGAUGUCAAUAUCUAGAUCUUUACCUCAUACACUGGCCAGGAACCCAGGGGAAGAAGCCAGAUGACUCGGGUCAGUGUGAGCUACGCCUCGGUAGUUGGAAGGAUCUGAUACAGUUACAAAAGGAGGGUAAAGUAAAAAACAUAGGAGUUUCAAAUUUCCUCAAGCAUCACAUACAGGAAUUGUAUGACAAAACAGGGGUCUAUCCAGAGGUGCUCCAGACAGAGCACCAUCCACAUCUUGUUCAGACCGAUUUGAUCCAGUUCUGUAAGGAAACUGGUAUCUUUUACCAGGCUUACUCCUCAUUAGGAACAACCACUCAGGACAACCAGAUUUUAACAGACCCAGUUGUUCUGGAAGUGAGUAGAAAACUAAAGAAAAGUGUGUCUCAGAUUUUACUGAGGUGGGCAGUCCAACAGGGGAUAGGUGUUCUGCCAAAGUCAUGUAACCCAAAGCAUAUUCAGGAAAAUAUAGACGUUUUCUCUUUUCAAAUUCCGGAAGAAGACAUGCACUCAUUAAAUUCAUUGAACAGAGGAAGACAUUAUUGUUGGAACCCAAAAGAUAUUGUUUGAAUAAAACAUUUUUUUUUAGUAUA